Messenger RNA from Empidonax traillii (willow flycatcher), 705 nucleotides. It is a transcript of the gene TEX36, whose product is annotated as testis expressed 36. Lineage: Eukaryota; Metazoa; Chordata; Aves; Passeriformes; Tyrannidae. The coding region runs from base 88 to 612 and encodes 174 amino acids. The transcript has 4 exons. The record is from RefSeq and is a predicted model, not a curated record.
UCCACCCGUGUCCCCCGCUGUGAGGAGAACUAGGAAACACGGUGAUCCAGGGACGCGGGAGGAUAUCCAGGGAGGACUCACGGAGCCAUGUCCCAGGACAGGUGGAGCAAUCCCAGGGAUCGGCGCCCUGGCGACUGGUUUGCUCAUGUUGGAGAGUGCCAGGAUGAGUUCGAGACGACAACAAGCGCCGCACUAAGACACGUCCUGGACUCAACAGCAGCUCAGGGCAUUAAGCACAGAUUGCCCCUGGAAUACAAAGCUCGGGACCCGAAAGCAGGGAACAAGAAUUUCCCAUUUUCUUCCCAUGACAACAAACACAGUAUAUGUAAUGCAGCAGAGUAUUUUGAUCUUGGCAUGGGCCUGAAGAAGUUGGAUCCAGAGAGACAGCAAGGGAGCUCCACUAACUUCUUUGAGUGGGCUCAUGAAUCCAUCCCUAGCAGUGAGGAUGGCUUAACCAUUUACCAGACAUCCUUCGUGACAGAUGAAAACAAUGAAAACGCUGAGGGCCACUCUUUCAGGCGGUACCCGAAACACCACAGCAAAAACUGGUGCAUUGAGCAACCUGUUCCUGAGAAUGACAAAGACCUGCAGCCAGACAAGUCAUCAUCCUAAGUGUCAAAACACCCCUGGAGCACUGACUUCCCAAAUCUGAACUAUUCUUUACUCAAAUCAAUGGUGAAAGAAUAAACAUUUUUGCAGAGGUCA